This is a messenger RNA of Erinaceus europaeus (western European hedgehog), 969 nucleotides long. RefSeq names its product olfactory receptor 4F15-like. Gene Ontology annotation, biological process: G protein-coupled receptor signaling pathway. The transcript has a single exon. Gene Ontology annotation, cellular component: membrane. Bases 10 to 969 code for a protein of 319 amino acids. The record is from RefSeq and is a predicted model, not a curated record. Lineage: Eukaryota; Metazoa; Chordata; Mammalia; Eulipotyphla; Erinaceidae. Gene Ontology annotation, molecular function: G protein-coupled receptor activity; olfactory receptor activity.
AAUGAUCAAAUGAAUGAAGUCAACUGUUCCGUGGUGUCUGAGUUUGUGUUACUGGGACUCUCUAAUUCCUGGGAGAUUCAGCUUCUUCUUUUUUGCUUUUCUUGUCUUUUCUAUGUGUCCAGUAUAAUUGGAAACCUCCUUAUAGUGGUCACUGUGACCUCUGAUCCAUACUUACACUCCCCCAUGUAUUUUCUGUUAGCCAAUCUCUCCAUAAUUGACCUGAUAUUUUGCUCUAUUGCAGCACCCAAGAUGAUUUGUGAUCUCUUCAGAAAGCACAAAGUCAUCUCAUUUGGGGGCUGUAUAGCUCAGAUCUUUUUUAGCCAUGCCAUUGGAGGCGCUGAAAUGGUGCUGCUUAUAGCCAUGGCCUUUGACAGAUACGUUGCCAUAUGUAAGCCUCUGCAUUACCUGACUGUAAUGAGCCCACGAAUGUGCAUUUUGAUUUUAGUGGUUUCCUGGAUCACUGGUCUCAUUCAUUCAUUGGCCCAGUUGGCUUUUGUGGUAAACUUGCCUUUUUGUGGCCCUAGUGUAUUAGAUAGCUUUUACUGUGACAUACCUCGGCUCAUCAAACUUGCUUGCACAGAUACUCACAAACUGGAAUUCGUGGUCACUGCUAAUAGUGGGUUCAUUUCCCUGGGUGCUUUUUGCUUGCUCAUCCUCUCUUAUAUCUUCAUCUUAAUCACUCUUCAGAAACAAUCUUCUGGUAGUUCGUCCAAGGCUCUUUCCACUCUAUUAGCUCAUGUAACUGUGGUGGUUUUGUUUUUUGGUCCACUGAUUUUUUUCUAUAUGUGGCCCUCCCCUUCAACACAUCUGGAUAAAUUUCUAGCUAUGUUUGAUGCAGUUUUAACUCCUUUUCUAAAUCCACUCAUCUACACACUCAGGAACAAAGAGAUGAAGAUGGCAAUAAGGAGAGUAUUCAGACAACUUACGAGUUUCAGAAAAAAAUCACUAAGUAGCUUUAUUGAAACAUGA